This is a messenger RNA of Acomys russatus (golden spiny mouse), 1547 nucleotides long. RefSeq names its product ORAI calcium release-activated calcium modulator 3 (gene Orai3). Gene Ontology annotation, molecular function: store-operated calcium channel activity. NCBI's taxonomy places the organism in Eukaryota, Metazoa, Chordata, Mammalia, Rodentia, Muridae. The record is from RefSeq and is a predicted model, not a curated record. The transcript has 2 exons. The coding region runs from base 179 to 1060 and encodes 293 amino acids. Gene Ontology annotation, biological process: store-operated calcium entry. Gene Ontology annotation, cellular component: membrane.
GCCCCAGUUCCUGUUUCGGCCCUUGGGCCUUCUAGACGGAUCGGUCUCCUAGUCCCGCUGGGGCUGCCGCCCUGCCCGGGAUGGGGUCCCGCCGGCGCUUGAGUCAUCCCUUCUUGGGGUCACGAGGCGCCUCAGCCCCUCCGUGACCGUCGGCGCUUGUGGUGCGGCGGCUCUCAGGAUGAAGGGCUGCGAGGGGGACGCGGGCGAGCAGGCCCCGCUGAACCCGGAGGUGGACAGCCCCGCCGGCUCGGCCACAUACCGGGAGUUCGUGCACCGCGGCUACCUGGACCUUAUGGGGGCCAGUCAGCACUCUCUGCGGGCGCUCAGCUGGCGCCGCCUCUACCUCAGCCGGGCUAAGCUCAAAGCAUCCAGCCGCACAUCUGCUCUGCUGUCGGGCUUCGCCAUGGUGAGGGGCGGGAAGCGGGUGGCAAUGGUGGAGGUACAGCUGGAAAAUGACCAUGACUACCCACCAGGCCUGCUAGUGGCAUUCAGUGCCUGCACCACCGUGUUAGUAGCUGUGCACCUGUUUGCACUCAUGGUCUCCACGUGUCUGCUGCCCCAUAUCGAAGCCGUGAGCAACAUUCAUAAUCUCAACUCUGUCCACCAGUCACCACACCAGCGACUCCACCGAUACGUGGAGCUGGCCUGGGGCUUCUCCACUGCCUUGGGCACCUUUCUCUUCCUGGCUGAAGUUGUUCUGGUGGGCUGGGUGAAGUUUGUGCCUAUUGGGGCACCUAUGGAUAAAGCAGCUCCUAUGUCCCCGGUGCCACCCGUGACCGUCUCCCUCAGUUUACCUUCCAACCUCACACCAUCCCCUGCUUCUGUGGCCGCGUCACAGCCGCCUUCCAGAGCCUGCCCACCCCGGCAAGUGUGUGGUGGUAGCCAUGGGCCCGGCUGGCAGGCAGCUAUGGCCUCCACGGCAAUCAUGGUACCUGUGGGACUUGUGUUUAUGGCCUUUGCCCUACAUUUCUACCGAUCAUUGGUGGCCCACAAGACCGACCGCCACAAGCAGGAGCUUGAGGAACUCAGUCGCCUGCAGGGGGAGCUGCAGGCUGUGUGAGCCUGGCUUUAGACUGUUGCAAGCAUUGCCUCAGAGACCCCAGGGAUCCACAAGACCUCAUUCCUUGCCCCAGGCUGAAGCUACCUGUAAGCUUUCAGGUUGAGGCCAAAUUCCUGCUCACAGUCCCACACUCUCAGGGAUGAUCCCUGGCAUCCUGCACAGUGGACUUUGUAAGCUCCACUCUCCUUGGCUGGAGGAACACAAGAAUAAGAAUGCUCUCAGUCUAAGGAUCCUGGGAUAGAUGAAAGGAGGCCCUAGUGGGAUCCUUGGAGGUGCUGAGCGGUUGCUUGCUCCUCUACAGAAAGGUGACAUACCUGCACAGCUGUACUCCAAGGCAGGUGGUCCGCCCAUGUGUGUACUGUCUUACAGUUGGCAUCCUGGGAGAGCUUUUGCCUGUCAUGGUUUUGAUGGGCUCCCCAUCCCUGGUUUGGCAGCUUUAGACAUCUGGACAUUUGUUCCUAGGAUGAGCUGCUUUCCACCUGGCGAC